ACUAACCUCAGCAGGUUUACCUGUUUCCAUUUAUUUCACCUGGUUCGGGUUUUAUAUUGAUCAUCCCCUUCCUUCUUCCCUUACACCUUCCACUUUUUGCUGUUGUAGUAGUCAUCUUGUACCACACAGACAUGGCGAGGGAAAGGAACAAGCAGCUUUGUUUGAUGUGGGUUUUGGUUGCUGGCUUGCUCUGCCAAAACUUGGUCGUUCCUGUGAGCUCCAUUGAUCUUGGGGAGCAGAAAAACUACUAUCCAUCACCAGACCCUCAUGCAGGAACUCCCCCCUCAGGUUCACAUGGAACACCACCAUCCCACGGCUCAGGUGGUGGCACGCCUCCCUCUCAUGGAACCCCAUCGCAUGGAGGUGGUUACCACCAUACACCAUCAACACCAUCAACGCCUUCAGGUGGAAAUUGUGGAACCCCACCACAUGAACCAUCAACUCCAUCGACACCACCGCGAACUCCUUCGCACGGUAGUCCCCCAUCAUAUGGAGGUGGCAGUCCACCAACACCAGUAACUGUAAGCCCGCCAACUCCCAUUAUCGAUCCAGGAACUCCAAGCACACCUCCAUCAUAUGGAGGUGGAAGUCCGCCAACUUAUGGAGGUGGAAGUCCGCCAACUUAUGGAGGUGGCAGUCCACCAACACCAGUAAUUGUAAGCCCACCAACUCCCAUUAUCGAUCCAGGAACUCCAAGCACACCUCCAUCAUAUGGAGGUGGAAGUCCGCCAACUUACGGUGGUGGUAGUCCACCAACACCAAUAAUCGAUCCAGGAACUCCAAGCAUUCCCACACCCCCAUUCUUUCCUGCUCCAACUCCACCAAUCGGUGGUACAUGCGAUUUCUGGAGGAGUCACCCCACACUGAUAUGGGGUCUGCUUGGUUGGUGGGGAACUUUAGGCAGUGCAUUCGGCAUGACCAGCGCUCCUGGGUUCGGAGCAACCAUGAGCUUGCCCCAGGCACUUUCAAACACACGUAGUGAUGGACUUGGGGCGCUUUACAGGGAAGGAACCGCCUCGUUUCUCAACUCCAUGGUAAAUCACAGGUUCCCAUUCUCGACUGAGCAAGUGAGGCAGAGUUUUGUGUCAGCGCUUGGCUCAAACAGUGCUGCAGCAGCACAGGCUCAUCUCUUCAAGCUCGCCAAUGAAGGCCACAUCAAGCCCAGGACCUAAGCAAAAACCUUCCAGUGUGUCAGUUUCUUGAAGCAUUUUAUCCACUAGUGUGUGCUACUUAGAUUUUAUGUUCCUAGUAUUUGAACUUCUAUAAUGCCUACAGCUAUCAUUUGGAUCCAUACUUUGCCUAGAACUAAAUGUUAAGUUUAUGUUUUAUUA
Hibiscus syriacus is the source of this 1331-nucleotide messenger RNA. Its product is annotated as protodermal factor 1-like. The record is from RefSeq and is a predicted model, not a curated record. The transcript is spliced from 4 exons. NCBI's taxonomy places the organism in Eukaryota, Viridiplantae, Streptophyta, Magnoliopsida, Malvales, Malvaceae. The coding region runs from base 132 to 1172 and encodes 346 amino acids.